AUAGCUUCUUCCCUCUACGCUCACCUCCACCGCAAUCCCCAAACUCCUUCAACUACAAGCCGUUCGAUUAACUUACUUUGACAAUCUUCUCUCAAUCCAACAGCUCACAAUCCACUAACAAAUUUCAAAUCACGACUCUCACUCUCUCCAUAUAUAAUCCGACUCCUCCUCUGCUACACAACACACUACUCUCAAAACCCUAAAUGGCAGGAACAGGAGUUGUGGCGGUGUACGGCGAAGGAGCCAUGACGGAGACGGCGAAGAAGACAUCUCCCUUCUCCGUCAAGGUCGGCCUCGCUCAGAUGCUCCGAGGCGGUGUAAUCAUGGACGUCGUCAACGCUGACCAAGCUCGCAUCGCUGAAGAAGCAGGCGCCUGCGCCGUCAUGGCUCUCGAGCGUGUUCCCGCCGAUAUCAGAGCUCAAGGCGGCGUUGCUCGGAUGAGCGACCCGGAGAUGAUCAAGGAGAUUAAAAAGGCGGUUACGAUUCCGGUGAUGGCCAAGGCUAGAAUCGGCCAUUUCGUCGAAGCUCAGAUCCUUGAAGCAAUCGGAGUUGAUUACGUCGACGAGAGCGAAGUCCUCACUCUCGCCGACGAAGACAAUCACAUCAACAAGCAUAACUUCAAAAUCCCUUUUGUUUGUGGAUGUAGGAACCUCGGCGAAGCCUUACGGCGGAUCCGUGAAGGAGCCGCCAUGAUUAGAACCAAAGGCGAGGCUGGGACUGGGAACGUCAUUGAAGCCGUUAGGCAUGUGAGGAGUGUGAACGGAGCUAUUCGUUUGCUUCGUAGCAUGGACGACGACGAGGUUUUCACUUUCGCUAAAAAGAUAGCUGCGCCGUAUGAUUUGGUUAUGCAGACGAAGCAGCUCGGGAGGUUGCCGGUGGUUCAGUUCGCUGCCGGAGGAGUGGCGACGCCGGCGGACGCGGCGCUGAUGAUGCAGCUGGGGUGUGAUGGAGUGUUUGUCGGGUCGGGUGUUUUCAAGAGUGGGGAUCCGGUGAAGAGGGCUAAGGCGAUUGUUCAGGCGGUUACGAAUUAUAGUGACGCGGCAGUGCUGGCGGAGGUUAGCUGUGGGUUGGGUGAAGCUAUGGUUGGUCUUAAUUUGGAUGAUAAGGUUGAGAGGUUCGCUAGCCGCUCUGAAUAAACCAAUCACAUUUUCACAUGUUUUUGUUUUAUUUAUAAAAAGGUUUAUGGAAAUUGAAAUAUUUAUGUUUGGGUGUCUAAUUUUCAUGAGAUUAAACUUUAUGACAACUUUAAUAUGUAUUGUUUGGCUUUUGUAAGAA
Capsella rubella is the source of this 1275-nucleotide messenger RNA. RefSeq names its product pyridoxal 5'-phosphate synthase subunit PDX1.1. The record is from RefSeq and is a predicted model, not a curated record. The transcript has a single exon. Gene Ontology annotation, molecular function: amine-lyase activity. Lineage: Eukaryota; Viridiplantae; Streptophyta; Magnoliopsida; Brassicales; Brassicaceae. Gene Ontology annotation, biological process: pyridoxal 5'-phosphate biosynthetic process; amino acid metabolic process; pyridoxine biosynthetic process. The coding region runs from base 204 to 1136 and encodes 310 amino acids.